Messenger RNA from Cavia porcellus (domestic guinea pig), 3143 nucleotides. It is a transcript of the gene Lhfpl3, whose product is annotated as LHFPL tetraspan subfamily member 3. Gene Ontology annotation, cellular component: plasma membrane. The coding region runs from base 133 to 816 and encodes 227 amino acids. The transcript has 4 exons. NCBI's taxonomy places the organism in Eukaryota, Metazoa, Chordata, Mammalia, Rodentia, Caviidae. The record is from RefSeq and is a predicted model, not a curated record. Gene Ontology annotation, biological process: sensory perception of sound.
GAUGCGGGCUCCGGGACUGGGGCUGCGGGGCUGAGGCCGAGGCGGGCAGCUGCGGCGCGCGCGGCUCCGCGAGUGUCUCCUGCGCGCCGCGCGGCGGGGGAGGCGCAGACCGAGGCGGCGGAGGAGGGGGAGAUGCCCGGGGCCGCCGCCGCCGCCGCGAUGCUGCCGGCCCAGGAGGCUGCCAAGCUGUACCACACCAACUAUGUGCGGAACUCGCGGGCCAUCGGCGUGCUGUGGGCCAUCUUCACCAUCUGCUUUGCCAUCGUCAACGUGGUGUGCUUCAUCCAGCCCUACUGGAUCGGCGACGGCGUGGACACCCCGCAAGCCGGCUAUUUCGGGCUCUUCCACUACUGCAUCGGCAACGGCUUCUCCCGGGAGCUGACCUGCAGGGGCAGCUUCACGGACUUCUCCACGCUGCCUUCGGGCGCCUUCAAAGCCGCCUCCUUCUUCAUCGGCCUCUCCAUGAUGCUCAUCAUCGCCUGCAUCAUUUGCUUUACCCUCUUCUUCUUCUGCAACACGGCCACUGUGUACAAGAUUUGUGCCUGGAUGCAGCUCACCUCCGCUGCCUGCCUUGUGCUCGGUUGCAUGAUUUUCCCUGAUGGCUGGGAUUCGGAUGAAGUCAAACGGAUGUGCGGAGAAAAGACAGACAAGUACACUCUCGGGGCUUGUUCGGUCCGCUGGGCAUACAUCUUGGCUAUUAUUGGAAUUUUGGAUGCCCUGAUCCUCUCGUUUCUAGCAUUCGUGCUUGGAAACCGACAAGACAGCUUGAUGGCAGAGGAACUGAAGGCAGAAAACAAAGACGAUGGAAAUGCUUAAGGCAACCAAGGUAGUGUGAGAUCGCACCGUUUCUGCUAAGCCAAUAUUCUCUAGAAUGAGCACAAAACAAAUCAAAUAACAGCUAGACAAAUCGAAUAACAGCUUUUGUACAUCAACAUCAAGAAGGAAAAUGCUUGGGAGAGAUCAAAGUCCAAGGACUAAUACGCUCAAGAGUGAAGCAUCCACUCGUCAAAGCACCUUCUAAAUGUAGAUCCGCAGAGAUGGGGUGAUUUUCUGGAAAGAGAGGUGAUCACAGAUUAAACACCAGCUCACUGGAAACUGUCAUUGGAAAAGGUCAGAUAAUAUUCAGUGAAAAAUCAUAUUCAGGAAACAUCUUAAUGAAGAGGAAUAUAAAUGUGCUAGAAUUAACAUGUAAAAUGUGUAUGUACUGAGGUUUGUAAACUGUCCUUUUUUAAUCAAACCAAAACCAAAAAGCUUUAAUCUUUCAAUAGUAUUACAAAAAAAAAGGGGGCAGUUAGUUCUAGAUUAUUCCUAUCUCAGUAGCCAAGAAGCUGAUCAAGAGUCAUUUAUUGAGGAAGCAGUUUAGGAAAUGCCUCUGAUCUUUGGUUCUCUGUCUCUACUGUUCAUUUAUUUCACUGUGUAAUUAACUACAACCAUUCAGUUGUUAAGAAAUGCAACACUUCAAACUUUUUAUCAAGUCUGUGUUCAGUUGAACCUAUCUGUACAAGUUACUACCGAGAAAGUGUUUGCAACAUACACUCAGACACCACAGAGCUGUAUAUUCCAGGAAGUACGUCUUGACACCCUAGGUUCCCAAGCAACAUAGAUUUCCCUGACUUUCAGGAAACAGCAUCGAGGAACUCUGAAAAAUACAGAAAGCUUGUUUUUCCCUUGGACGCUCACAUGUAAUAUAUAGGCUGCUAACAAACACUUUUUAAAAAUUCUCUCUACUAUACGCAUAGGAAUUUAAUAUACUUUAUAGAUAUCGAAAAUAUUUGGGUUUUGUCCUAUUUCUUUGCCAUCUAUAUCAUCAAAAAUCCAUAUCAUUUAUUUCUCUGACUGACAGGCAUUUGCUUUUUAAAAAAAUUAUUCCAUUAAAACUAUUUCUAAGUGAUAGUAAGUGGUACUAAAAAAAUAAAUAAAAAUUUAAUAGCCUUAGAAAUAAAUGACUAUAUACUUAUACAGGUCAAAGUAACUUGGUAAGGAUAAGUUAACUUUUUAUUUACUAAUGUUGGUCCCAAAAUUCUCAGAGUUUUUUCUUUUUUAGUUAGCUGGCCAUUUGGAAGUAGUUACAGUUAACCAGUUGUUUAUAAAAACAUGUUGUUCCCAGGAUUCCCCCACCAUCUCCCUCAUUGCCUAUCUUACCAAUAUCCUGCAACACAGAAUACUUAAAAUUGAAAUAGUCCAUUGCCUGAGAAUGAAUGCAAGCUAAAAUGUACAUACAGGAAUACUCAACAGAAGCUAAUCCAUGUUCUAUACUCGAUCCAGAAACAUGAACGUACAAAAUGCCUUCAUUCUGGCUUGGAUAGAUUAAGAUCCACUUAGCAUAUAUCUCUAGACCAUCAGACUGAUGAUAACGUGGACACAGAGCAGGGCUGACUUCUCUAACCCUUUCUCUUUUAGGCACACAUUUAUGUUUCAGCCAGAAUUUUCUGGUACUGGCCAUGUUUUCAUCAUAGAUGGAAUAAUAUAUCAAAUAGCUAAAGUGUAUUACAGGUAGGCUCAAGUACAUAAGACCCAAUUUACAAAGAUGUGACUUUUUGAAAGAACUAAAUUAAGGGACUAGUUAGAAUCUGUAGCUACAGUCCUAGUCAUUCGGGGGAUUAUCUAUUGCUUUAAGUAUUAGCUGUCCUAUUGCAUUCAGAACACCCUACUUCCUAAAUUUAAUUACACACAACUUUUCAAGAAUUCAUUUAUUUAUCUCUCUAAAAUAGAAACAGAAAGUGUCAGCUUUCUCUAAUCCAUGGCAAGUACAAACUCCAUUAGGAGUCCUACAUCACUAAUAGUGGUAUUAGCAAAAAUGAAAAAGUACUUCCCAUUCAUGUGCAAAUGUUUCUAAGAAGUUUUUGCUGUAAACCUAAGUGUCAUUUAGCAUACCACAGUGCUAUGAAGAUAAGUCAUCGAUGAUGUACCAUUUGUACAUAGACAAUACACAUGUAAAUCACUAAAUGUUAAGUACAAGAAAGUAUGUUUUUAUCUUUUUAAAGAAAAAAAAAAGUGACUCCCUUUCUCAUUCUGUUCUGUUGUAUUCUGUCCAAAAGUUGUGUGUAAUUUUUUUAAGGUCCAGGAAAUGUAAAGAAAUUUGUUGGAAUAUCUGAAUUUCUGUAAAAAAAAUAAUAAAAAUAAGAUUUUGUUACUUAAGAGAA